Cryptomeria japonica (Japanese cedar) is the source of this 3354-nucleotide messenger RNA. Its product is annotated as putative receptor-like protein kinase At3g47110. Lineage: Eukaryota; Viridiplantae; Streptophyta; Pinopsida; Cupressales; Cupressaceae. Gene Ontology annotation, cellular component: plasma membrane. Gene Ontology annotation, molecular function: protein kinase activity; ATP binding; protein binding. The record is from RefSeq and is a predicted model, not a curated record. Bases 134 to 3241 code for a protein of 1035 amino acids. Gene Ontology annotation, biological process: protein phosphorylation. The transcript is spliced from 2 exons.
UUGCGUGCGACACAAUCAUCAUCUUUCUGGUCUUCGUAUGACUUCUCAUCAUGGGACAGCUUAUAAAUAACAAUUUGGUGAGCCUGAGUACAACACAGAGGGUUGGGGUUUGUGAGUUCAAGACAGAUAAAAGAUGAAGAUGGCUCUAGUAUGUUUCCUCCUCUUGGUUUUCUCUGCAUUACCUACACACAUUUCUUCUCAUUCUGAUGAAGAAGCUCUUCUGUCCUUUAAGCAUUCUUUGAUUUCCCAGUCGAAUAAUUUAUUGUCCGAUUGGUCUCCUCAUCAUUCCUUUUGCAAUUGGACUGGUGUUGUCUGCUCUUCUCGUCAUCAACGUGUGGCUUCUUUGAAUCUCACUGGUAUGUCUUUGUUAGGAACCAUCUCUCCUUUUCUUGGCAAUCUCUCUUUUCUUAGAAUACUUGAUUUUGCAAAUAACAGUUUACAAGGCCAAAUUCCUCCUCAGCUAGGGAGGCUUUUUCGUCUUAGAAUACUUGUGUUGGCUCAAAAUAAAUUGGAAGGCUCCAUUCCAUCCACUUUAGGAGAUUGUGGUUCUUUGCAAGUUCUAAGUUUGUCUUAUAACAAUUUGAGUGGUAGUAUUCCCUCUCAGCUUGGCUAUCUUUCACAUUUGGAAGCACUUUUGUUAGGAGCAAACCAGUUGACAGGCACAGUCCCCACUUCUUUAGGAAAUCUGUCUUCUUUAAUAUCCUUUCAAUUGAUGAGAAACAAACUCCAAGGUAAGAUUCCUAUUGAAGGGGGUAUGCUUACUAAACUUGAAGUGCUUUCUAUUGGUACCAACAACUUGAUAGGAGUGAUUCCUGCUGCCCUUUCAAAUUGCACUCUUCUCCAUAAUUUGUCAUUAUAUUAUAAUCAAUUAACUGGCCACAUACCUUGGGAAAUUGGCAAAUUGCGAGAGUUGCAAGAGCUCCUAUUGGAGGGAAACCAACUCAUUGGAGAAAUCCCAAGUUCCCUCUCCAAUUGUACUCAACUUCAAGUGCUUGAUUUAGUUAGCAACCAACUUAAUGGUAAGGUGCCCUUGGAAUUUGGUAAUUUAUACCAACUUCUAUGGCUUAAUUUGGGCGAUAAUCAUCUUGUGAGCCAAAGCAACAAUUUUUCUAUUCUAACAGCUUUGACUAAUUGUUCUUCUUUACAAUUUCUAAGCUUGUCCCUUAAUUAUUUCACUGGCAUUUUGCCCUCUUCUAUUAGUCAGUUGUCAAGCCAACUCACUGAUUUAGAGUUGUUCUCCAAUAAAAUUGAGGGAAAUAUACCAAGUGGUAUUAGCAACCUCACAAUGUUGACAUACUUAGACUUAUCAGACAAUCGUUUUAAUGGAACUAUUCCAUCCCCAUUCAGUCAACUUCCAAAUCUUGAAAGCUUGUUUCUAGCCAUAAACAAUUUGUAUGGAAAUAUUCCAAACAAUUGGGAUCAAGCAAAACACCUUGGGCAAUUAGUACUCAGUGAAAACAUGCUUUCAGGGAAAAUUCCAAAUAGUCUUGGUGAUCUCACACAAUUAAGAGUUUUAGCUCUUGAUCACAAUCAACUAUCAGGAAAAAUACCUGGUAGCUUAGGGAGAUGUGAAACAUUGGAGGUGUUAGACUUGUCUCACAACAAGCUAAGAGGAAAUAUACCCCCAGAAUUAGCAAAUCUUAAAAACCUCCAACUUUAUUUCAAUAUUUCUGACAAUUUAUUACAAGGUUCUCUUUUAGAAAUGAGUAAAAUGGUAAUGGUUCAAGCUAUAGAUGUGUCUCUUAACAAGUUCUCAAGUGAAAUUCCAGCCUCACUAUCAAGUUGCACAAAUUUACAAUAUUUGAAUCUUUCAUGGAAUUCAUUUUAUGGUCCAAUACCAACAUCACUCACACAACUCAAAAAUCUUCUGGACAUUGAUCUCUCCAACAACAAUUUGUCAAGUGCAAUUCCAAUGGCUUUUGGAGAAAUGGAAACACUUCAACAUAUCAAUCUCUCUUCAAACAAAUUAAUAGGAGAGGUUCCAGAGGAAGGAGUUUUUGCAACAAUUGAUGAGUCAGCAAUUAUGGGAAAUCUUGGCCUUUGUGGAACAUUGAUGACAUUGUCACCAUGCUCUCAUUCCAAGCACAAACAACCAUCAGUUAGCAAGAAGGUGAUAAUUCCUGUUGUGGUCGGCAUUGCAAUUUUCAUCAUGUCUUUCCUAUUGUUUAUGUUUUCCUAUAGAUGGAGACAAAGAAGGAUUCCCAAUCUCAAUGUGUGGCCCUUACGAAUUGCAUAUGAAGAACUUCUAGAUGCAACUGGUGGCUUUAGUGAGGCAAAUCUAAUAGGAAUUGGUAGUUUUGGAUCUAUUUAUAAAGGGAUUCUAAAAAAUGGUAUAGAUAUUGCUGUUAAAGUUCUAAAUUUACAAGAUGAAAAUGCUCUCCGAACAUUUGAUAGAGAAUGUAAUGUGUUGAAAAGAGUCAGGCAUCGAAAUGUAAUUAAAAUCAUUUCAACUUGUUCCAACCUUGACUUUAAAGCAUUGGUCCUUCCAUUCAUGUCAAAUGGAAGUUUGGGGAGAUGGCUUUACCCUGAGGGAGGAGAUGAAUGCAAAUUAAAUUUGGUUGACCGAUUAAGAAUAGCAAAGGAGAUAGCACAAGGAAUGGAAUAUCUGCAUCACCAUUGCUUUGUACAAGUCGUACAUUGUGAUCUAAAACCCAAUAAUGUAUUGUUGGGGGAUGAUUUGACUCCAUGUGUAGCAGAUUUCGGCAUUACCAAACUUCUAUUUGGGAAUUCAAUGAAUUCGUUUUCUUCUACAAAUGCAUUGAAUGGAUCUAUUGGCUACAUUGCACCAGAGUAUGGAAUGGGUGGAAUGGUUUCCACAAAAGGAGAUGUAUACAGCUAUGGAAUUCUUCUUUUAGAGUUGUUGACAAGGAGGAGACCUAAAAAUGACAUGUUUGUAGAGGGAAUUAAUCUACCAAAAUGGGUAGGUAUCAAUUUUCCAAAUAAAAUCACUGAAGUGGUGGAUGGCAACCUACUUAGAGAUGUUAAUGAAUCAGAUUUAUCAAUGGUGUUGUCAUGUCUUACUCAAUUUAUGCAAGUUGGUCUGGCUUGCACAAGGGAGCUGCCACAAGAACGACCAAAUAUGAUGGAGAUAACUAAAAGAUUAGAAAAAAUAGCAAUGACAUUUCUUGGUAGUCGGUCUCUUCAAUUGCCCAUGGAUAUUUUGUCCUUUCUUGAGAGUACAAAUGAUCGAGAAAAUAUUGAAUUAGGAAAGGAUGAUGAUUGGUCUACAUCUACAUCGUAGCUCUUCACUCAACUUGAGAGAUUAUGUAUUUAUGACAUUUUAAUGUUUGGUCAAACUCUCAAAGUAUAAUCUUCAGCCAUUUAGAAGACAAUAUAGCUAUUGAUUGACUCUAU